AUGGACAAGCUUCGUCUUCCGACCUUCGACGGCGUUUCUGACCCUUCUGCCCAUGUCACGUCGUUCAACAUCGUGAUGCGACGCGUAAACCUCUCUGACGAAGAAAAGGGCGCCGACUUUUGUCGACUUUUCGUCGAAACCCUAGAAGGAAUCGCUCUCAACUGGUUCACCGGCCUCCAAGAAAACUCCGUCAACAGUUUUCACGACCUCUCGACGGCUUUCCUCAAGAACUAUAUCAUGUUUACUCGCCAGGAAGCCACCGCUACGGAUCUCUGGAACCUCAAUCACGCCAAUGGGCAAAGCCUCAAAGGUCGACGUACCGGACCACUCGCGAAGUACAGUGAUGAAAAAUGCGAAGAAGCUUUCAAUCAGUUCAAACAUUACCUCACGACGCCUCCGGUUCUGUCGAAGCCCGAGGUCGGUGACACCCUAUCCCUAUAUAUCGCCGUCACUUCCUCGGCGGUCAGUAGCGUACUCAUACGAGAGGAUCGAGGUGAACAGAAACCUAUUUUCUACAUCAGCAAACGCAUGACAGAACCAGAAACGAGAUACCCAACCUUGGAGAAGAUGGCUAUCGCCAUCAUCACCUCGGCCAGAAAACUCAGGCCUUACUUCUUGUCGCAUACCAUCGAAGUACUCUCCAACCAACCCCUUAGGACGGUGACGGAAAACACCAACCAAUCAGGAAGACUAACUAAAUGGGAAGUGGAACUAAGCGAGCACGACAUCAUGUACAAAAAUCGCACAGCAGCGAAGUCACAAGUCCUUGCUGAUUUCUUAAUCGAGUUAACGCCGGAGCUAGAACAAAAUCUUGUACUACCAAGCCUAAACUGGAUACUACACGUAGAUGGGUCGUCUACGAACAAAGGUUCAGGGGCAGGCGUACAGUUACAGUCGCCUACAGGCGAUCUAAUCCGACAGUCGUUCAGUUUUGGUUUCGCGGCAUCCAACAAUGAAGCCGAAUACGAGUCCCUCAUCGCAGGCCUCCGUCUCGCUAAAGCAGUCAAAGCCAAACGAAUCAGCGCGUACUGUGAUUCCCAGCUCGUGGUGAGUCAGUUUCUCGGAGACUACGACGCCAGGAACGAUAGGAUGGAUGCCUACCUGAAGCUCGUCAAAGACCUCACACAAGAUUUUGAGUUCUUUGAACUCACGAAGGUUCCUCGCGGAGAGAACGUAUGCGCAGACGCUCUUGCAGCCCUCGGAAGCAAGCUACACGACCAAGUGAAGAGGACAAUCUCGAUACACAGGAUCGAGAAGCCAAGCAUCAGUCCAACAGCCGAGCAGCUGGCCAUCACGGCGUCCGUCACUGAUGCAAUGCACAUUGACGAAGCAGAACCUCGCCCGACGGGAGGUCAGCUCGAUGAUUGGCGAACGGAGUUCUUUGCUUACUUACCCGACGGCAUACUACCUACAGAGAAGUGGGAAGCAAGACGACUCAAGCGACGUAGUGCGCACUACGUCGCCAUGGACGGACAACUUCGUCGAUGGACCGCAACAAAAGUACUCCUUAAGUGCAUUUUUGGAUAUGAAACAAGACUUGUUAUGGCCGAAAUGCAUGAAGGAGCAGCAGGCAAUCACUCAGGAGGGCGAGAUAUCGCACUGAAGGUGAAGAACCUCGGUUUCUAUUGGCCAACAAUGAACGCGGACUGCGAGUAUUACAUCAAGAAAUGUGACAAGUGCCAACGACACGCUUCAACCAUCCACAGUCUGACGGAAUUGCUCCAUACCUUGACGGUGCCGUACCCCUUCAUGCGAUGGGGAAUGGAUAUAAUCGGGCCUAUGCCGAGCUCUCGACAGAAGAGAUUCAUCCUAGUCCUAAUGGAUUACUUCACCAAGUGGGUGGAAGCAGAACCCUACGCCAAAAUCACGGAUAAGGAGGUACAGAAGUUCGUCUGGAAAAACAUCAUCUGCAGGCACGGGCUCCCCUACGAGAUAAUCACCGACAACGGAUCGCAAUUUAUCUCACAUAACUUCAGAGAGUUCUGCGACAGGUGGAGAAUCCGUCUAAACAUGUCAACACCGAGAACCCCGCAGGGCAACGGUCAAGCCGAGUCAACUAACAAAAUGAUCGUCGACGGACUCAAGAAGUGA
Molecule: messenger RNA, 2091 nt
Organism: Brassica oleracea var. oleracea
Lineage: Eukaryota; Viridiplantae; Streptophyta; Magnoliopsida; Brassicales; Brassicaceae
Exons: 2
Coding region: 1-2091 (696 amino acids)
Biological process (GO): DNA integration
Molecular function (GO): RNA-DNA hybrid ribonuclease activity; nucleic acid binding
Source: RefSeq, a predicted model, not a curated record